Molecule: messenger RNA, 903 nt
Organism: Hibiscus syriacus
Lineage: Eukaryota; Viridiplantae; Streptophyta; Magnoliopsida; Malvales; Malvaceae
Product: hexokinase-1-like
Exons: 4
Coding region: 31-408 (125 amino acids)
Biological process (GO): intracellular glucose homeostasis; glucose 6-phosphate metabolic process; glycolytic process
Cellular component (GO): mitochondrion; cytosol
Molecular function (GO): fructokinase activity; glucokinase activity; ATP binding
Source: RefSeq, a predicted model, not a curated record
GAACAGAUUUUCGAAAAAAUUAUUUCUGGUAUGUAUUUGGGAGAGAUUGUACGUAGAAUUCUGUGCAAGAUGGCUGAAGAAGCUGCAUUUUUUGGUGAUACUGUUCCGGCAAAACUAAAAAUUCCAUUUAUACUAAGAACUCCUCACAUGUCUGCAAUGCAUCAUGACACAUCUCCGGAUCUCAAAAUUGUUGCGACGAAACUAAAGGAUAUCUUAGAGAUAUCAAACACCUCCCUGAAAAUGAGAAAAGUAAUUGUUGAGCUGUGCGACAUCUUUGCUUCUUGCGGUGCUCGCCUAUCCGCUGCCGGAAUCGUUGGUAUCCUCAAGAAAAUUGGGAGAGACACUGUGAAAGACGGCGAAAAGCAGAAGUCGGUGGUAGCUCUAAAUGGUGGAUUGUAUGAACACUAGACUAAAUUCCGGACCUGCAUGGAGGACACCCUCGUGGAGUUGCUAGGAGAAGAAGUCUCUAGCAAUAUCGUCAUCGAACAUUUCAACGAUGGCUCCGGCAUCGAAGCAGCCAUCCUAUCAGCGUCUCACUCGCAAUACACUGAGGCCGAUGAAUCUUAAAGAUGGCCGAACUUAAGGUAUAUCAAGGAAUCAAACUAUUUUGAUUUCGUAUAUGUUCAGCUUUUGCGAGCUACAAGCUCUUUGCAUCUUCCAUCCCAAGGGUUCGAGCUGCCAAACCCUUAAGUUACGGUCAUUCGGAGUGUGUAUAAUCGGGUAAUGGAUCGAAUUUAAUGAGUGCCUGCUUGUAGCCGGAAGCUUCGUCGCUCAGCUCGAUCCAUUCAUGGUGUUGGAGGACCAACACCACGACACCGAUGUAUAAAUUACUCGUCUGCGGUUUGGAGUUUUUGAUCUUUGCGCAUCGAGAAUAAGAAGUAAUCUUAAAGAUUAUGUGACCAA